Molecule: messenger RNA, 8970 nt
Organism: Mizuhopecten yessoensis (Yesso scallop)
Lineage: Eukaryota; Metazoa; Mollusca; Bivalvia; Pectinida; Pectinidae
Product: NACHT domain- and WD repeat-containing protein 1-like
Exons: 13
Coding region: 132-5318 (1728 amino acids)
Molecular function (GO): protein binding
Source: RefSeq, a predicted model, not a curated record
CAAACAUGUCUGCGCGGAGUUAGCUAUACAGCGUGGGACCUGUCCAGCUGACAGAAGCUACAAAAUAGAAGGGAUGGCUUCUAAAAUCAAAAAGGUCCCGUCAGCCUCCAAAAGACCAGGCCUGAAGAAACAUGAAUCUUCCUUUGAUUUACUUAAGGGGAAAUCUGGAAGUGCUACCUCACAACCCAAACCUUAUCAGUCUUCAAAGAAACCAAAAGAGGACAAGUCCAGGUAGGAAUGCUGCAGCUAAAGCAGAGGUGGCCAGUAGCAGUAUAGCUAAGGAGGGUUUUGACCGAGACGCUGAGCAAAAGUUUGAAAGGAUGAUAGAAGGUCAACUUGACAACAUCCCAAACAUUCCCCGAUCUGUUGUCCGCAUCUUCAUCAGCUCCACGUUCUCUGACAUGCGAGCAGAGCGAAAUGCAAUAGUGCGGGAGGCUACCCCAAAGUUGCGGGACUUCUGUGCGGAGCAUGACCUUGACUUUCAGAUGGUGGACAUGAGAUGGGGAGUGACAGAUGACAGUCAGAAUGACCACUCUGUAGAGAAGAUAUGUCUGAUGGAGGUGGAAAACUGCCAGAAAAUCUCCUUAGGACCAAACUUUGUGCUGAUAAAAGGGUCCAGAUACGGUUUCCGUCCGAUCCCUAUUGAGUUAUCUCCAGAGGACUUUACACUACUUACCAGCUACAUAACCAACCCAGAACACACAAAACUGCUGCAGACCUGGUACCAGAGGGACAACAACAGUAAACCCCCACAGUAUGUCCUACAGCCAAUCAGGUCUCAGUUUACAUUUUAUGGAGAUUAUUCACCUGGAUGUGAUGAGCCUCGUGCAAAGGACACAGAAAACUGGCAACAGACAUUUGAACAGUUACAGCUAAUCCUCAGAGAAGCUGCUAAGUCUGCCGCUGGUGCCGGCAAAAUGUCUGCUAGCACUCUCCAUGAGUAUUUCCAGUCAGUGACAGAGACGGAGAUAAAAUCAGGGAUACUUGAUGUGUCUGACCAAAGCGGCCACACUAUGGUUUACUCACGAUCCUUAACUGGGCUUGAUAACGAGUCUGUUGCUGACAAAGACGCCAGAAGAUAUAUAGAGAUCAAAGACACCAGUGGAAAGCUUGAAGUUGAUACUGUGGUUAAAAGUCUACGGGAUGAACUUUUGAACAAAAUAAAGAAGACACUGAAAGGUACAAAUUGUCGUGAGUAUGAAGUUCCGUGGAUAUCAGGAGGUAUAGAACCAAACUCAAAUGAGGCACACGCACAAUACAUUGAAAGUUUUUGUCAUGACUUUCUGUCUGACAUGAAAGUGCAAAUAAAGGAUGGAAUGACAGACUACCUGCCAAAGAUCCGUUUUUCUGAAUGGUACACUGAUUAUGUUGAGCUGAUCCAUCACCUCCAGUUCUGUAACACCAAGUGUGAGACAUUCUGUGGACAGACCGAUGUUCUGAAUGGUGUCCGGUCCUACAUUCUAACUGACACGUCACGGAAGCCCCUUGUGCUCCAUGCCCCUUCUGGUGCAGGAAAGACAUCAGUCAUGGCCAUGAUCAUGAAAACUCUGCCAUCCUGGUUUAAGAAGCAGAAGCAUGUGAAACUGAUCCGUUUUCUCGGUACAAGUCCUCUAAGCACCAAUAUCUAUGAUGUUUUGUUUGGUGUGUGUGGACAACUCGCUGACCAUGCAGAGAUCAUCAUGGAACCAGUCUCCUAUAAGAACAUGAAGAAUUUGUUGGAGUAUGUGCCCAGGCUUCUUCGACGGGUUGCUAGUGCCAUCAAAUCUCCAAUUGUCAUUCUUCUUGAUUCUUUAGACCAGUUGACAGCCAAUCAUGAUGCACAUUCGUUGGCAUGGUUACCCACCAUACUACCAUCCAAUGUCAAAUUAAUUCUGUCCACACUGCCAGAAGAACAUGGUAUUCUUGACACACUGAGAGACAUACUCCCAAAUGACCAGUGUUACAUCGCAGUUCCCCCACUCUCCAUGACGACCGGUAAAGAGAUAAUCAGUAAAUACUUAGGUCAGAGGAAGCGAACCGUGACAGACAACCAGCUCAAGCUUCUUAUGUCCUAUUUCACUCAGGAUCCAGGUCCACUUUAUCUCAAACUGCUGUUGGAUGAGGCAGUCAAGUGGAAUUCUUACACUCCCGAACAUGAAUAUGUACUUGCCAAUGCAGUCCGAAGUGCUAUCUCACAGUUAUUCAAAAACUUGGAGACUAAAUUUGGGGAGGUGUUUACAAAUCAUGCCCUCGGUUACAUCACUAUUGCCAUGAAUGGUGUGUCUGAAACAGAGAUGGAGGACGUACUCUCCUGUGAUGACGAAGUUCUCAACAAUGUAUACCGCUACCAUAAUCCACCUGUAGAGGGCAUAGUUCGCAUACCUCCAGUCCUCUGGGCUCGUCUCCGCUACGAUCUCAAGGAAUAUCUUGUGGAGAGGCAGACUCACAACAAAUACACACUGAACUGGUACCACAGACAGUUCAUAGAGGCUGGACGUGCUAUGUACACUCAGGGAAAGGCAGGUCAGAAACUUCACACGAACUUCUCUGAAAUCUUCAUGUCCCAAUCAGUCAAGCGAACCAUCGAGCUGGAUUGGAGGAAAACAACCAUAGAAAAUGCUGACCGGCAAAUCACACCCCAAGCUAUGGUGAGCAAAAACAGGAGAAUGUUGUGCUGUCUUCCCUACUAUAUCAACAAUGCUAAAGAGAUGAUCUCAUCAAACCUAGCAAAAGAAAAAUGCUUCUGCAACUUUCACUUCCUGAAAGCAAAAGUUGCUGCUUUUCCUUUGACAGCUCUGCAAGAGGACCUCACAGCAUUUGUGGAUAGAACAGAAGAUGAGGAAGUACAGAAGCUCAGAUACUUCUUUUCUGUUUGCAAAAUAGAGGAUCUUGGCAAUUCAGAAAAAUUUGCUGUCAGCCUACUUGCUAAAAUAUCAUUGACAGAAGGGGAAGCCAACUUGGAGAGAUUGCUAGCUGUGGCUUUGGAAUAUUUACAAUCUAAAAACAAACCUUUGCUGAUUCCAAAGUAUGCCUGUAUGGCUCCUGGUACAAACACAUCCAGUGCCAUGAAGGAUUCCAUCAGAGGUUGCGAAAAAAUCCUAUCUGUGGGUGGAGACUCUGUCCUGUUACGAUUGUGUGGAAAGGAAACAGAUGAGGAGAGCCAAGAUCUGCAUGCAGUUUACAACACAGUCACAGAGGAGCAGCAACAAGUCAGUCUUCCUGAUAUAUUCAGCAAUGGACUGAUGGCAAGGUUAGAUCGAGCUAGUAAGAAAAUCUAUUAUCUCCACAACAGACAAAUCAAUACAGUUAACCUUUUCAAGAAAGUCACAAUGAACAAGAAGUUAUCAGAGGUGUGUCCAGAACUGACUGCUGAGACCAGCCCUGUCAUGUCUGCCUUUGACGCAGAAUCCUCCUAUAUGGCCAUUCUGUUUGAUGAUAGCAGUCUCCUGGUGAUUGAUCUCAGCUCCAUGAAGUCGCUGAAACUGAUGACCUUAUCCGUGGAUGCAACUGAUAUUGUCAACUUGGUGUGUACUGGCUGGGACAGUCCUGCUGUCAUUGCCACAGGCAAAUGUGAAGACGCUGAGAACGGGAAAGCCAUAAAGGGAUUUGUACAACUUUUUCAACCCUCGGAAGAAAACAACGAUACAAUUAAAGAAACUCCUGCUUCUUUCUCAAGUGGCCUGGUAUGUUUGGGAUCAUCAGAGGACUUUCUUAUUGGACUGUGUAAUACUGAAACCUCAUGUACGCUGUUGGCUAUAGAGCUAGAUGAGCUUGACAUGGUGAGUGAGAUGUCUCUUUCAGAUGUCAUGAUUCAGAUGUCUGUUGCGAAGAAACAACAAUUGGCUGCGGUCCUGUCUCAGAAGGGUGUUGUCAGCUUAGUGAACUGGAAAGAAGAGAAAGUCCUCAGUGAGCUGUCUACGAACAAUCCUGUGUCCUGUCUGUAUGUCAACUGGUCACACAACCUGGCAAUGCUUGGUGACUCCCAGGGCCAGAUAGUGUUAUACAACAUACGCAGAAACAACCACUGUGGUACUUUCCCUGCUCACCAAAACAGCAUGCAGCGACUGGUGGGUACAGAGGAAAAUGUCAUUUCCCUUGGCAUCAAUAAAGACAUGAAGAUCUGGGCCAUAUCUGCCCUUACACAGAAUAUCACACAGCCCCACACAAGCUGUGAUACAAGUUCUCACAGUCUGCUGGGUCAGACACAGGUAGCCAGUCUUGAUAUCACUCUGGACAGUCUAGAACUUGUUACUGCAUCACGAGAUAAUACGGUCAGUGUCUGGUCACUCACAGACAUGUCACUAACACGCACUGUUGACAUCUCCAUCGUAGGGGACAAGAUUCAGGUGAUAUCCAAAGAAAGCUGUGUGGCUUUAGAUAGAACUGAUAGGAGAGUUAAAAUAUUCAAAUUGAAGAAUGGUGAUAGUGCUGUUGACUGUGAUCUUCCAAAAGGUGCAUUGGAUUUCACUGUUAGCCAGGACCGUUCACUUAUGUGUAUCCUCUGCCAAAAGGAGAAAGGACUCAUGGUUGAUGUCAUGGACCUUAAAGUUGGGCAGUCAAAGAAAACCUUUUACUUAAAAGGCGUUCCUGAUUAUGAAACAAUUGACAUUUGCCUUAGUGCAAACAGUAGAUUUAUCUUGUUACGUACAAAAGUGACAGAGGCAGACUUCAAGGAGAUAGAGGCAUCUUGGAAGAAGCAAGGGUCUUUCCUUCCUCAGCCCCAUCCUUAUCGUUUCAGCGCCGCUGACCUAACUCAAGCUACAGGAGGGCUUAUGCACUGCAUGAGGACAAUGUCCAAGAUCCCUCACCUUGGAGAAGUCAUGACUCCCAGCCAAGGGAAUAUUAUGAUGCUUACAACCCGUCGUUGGGUAUUGUUCUGGGAUAUUCCAACUGGCAAGUGUGAUCAGAAGGUGAGCAAAGUGGAGAAGAAGGGAAUGAUGUACCGUCCAGACUGGAUGGGACAGGAUUGUAAAGGAACAACUCUGACCAUUACUCAGAGCGUCAAUGGAAAGUAUGUAGCUCUUGGGUCAGAAGAUGGCUACCUCUUUGUCUACCACACUGACUCGGGUCUACCUGUGCAGAAUAUGGCUCCUUCUUCCAAACACACUGCGACGGUGAUAGUGACAGCAUUUUCGCCAAACAAUGAGUGGGUGGCUUCGGCAUGCCGAAACAACACAAUCAAGAUUUGGGAAGCAUCUACAGGCGAAGAGGUGUUUAGCACUAGGGCCAACUUUGAGGUAGUCAGCAUGUGUUUUUCUGCCAACUCCCUGACCCUGGUGGUGUCCAUUGGAUCACAAGUCACAAGAAUUCUUGUAUAUACACUCCACACAGGAUGUUAGCCGAUACUAUGUACAACAAAAAGUGUUACCAUUUGGACUCAACGGUGAAACCAAAAGGCACUCAAUGUUGUUUGCAUUGGACUCAAACAGUGUUUCAACCAUUGGAAACACUGAUGUUACCUCUCAAGUGUCCUCAAAUGGUGUCAUUACUGGUACCAUCGAGACACAUAGUGUUACCGUUCAGACUCAGCAAUAAUACCAUGGAGAUUCACUAGUGUUUUCAUUAAAAGUAGAAAAUGCCAUAACUAUUCGCUAGAACUAAACAAACUAUUAGGGCUAGAAAAUAUCCUCAUUAGGACAAGAAAUCCUAGUACUUCGACAAGAAAAUGACUUAAAAGAUCUACAUAGUGCCAUCACUAGAAUUUGAAAAUACGAAAAUCAGGACUAGAUCAUGCAUUGUUAUCAAUUAAUUAUAAAGUGACACAUUUUGUGAUUAUGACAGUAGAAGAUGACAUUGAAAGUGAAGGACCAUCAACACCAUCAGUGUACAAGUCUGUUUGACAGAUAAACAUCACAUUCAAUGGACCAAGAAGGUAUCUGCGACACUUGCAUACUUACUGACAGAGGUUCAGUACACAGUAGUCUAUCAGCUGGUGAAGAUUGUUUGGUAGUGAAAGUUUUUCUUGUUGACAGAGAAAUAUGAUUCUAUUAUAAAUAUAAAAUGUCGGUGAAUUAUUAUCUAUUUUUUUCAUAUUGAUAUAGUAAAAUUGCUUCUGAAAAGUUUAUGGUUCCUUUUAAAUCAUAUAAGAUUUUUUUUUAAAUUCUACAACAUCUUCAAAUCAGACAUUUGUUUAUAUGUAAACGUAAAUGUUGUGUGACAUUGUUAUGAAAUCAAGAGAAUUUUAUCUGCCUAUAUUUGAAGUGGUAUAAACAUUUACUGGUUUGUGUUGCGGGGAAAUUUCAUGGUCUUUCUUUAUCGAUAGAUGUUGGUUUCUUAGAAGUACUUAAAUGUACUUUAGAAAUUGCGUGACAAUAUUGAGACUUUGAGUUUAAACGAGAUGUUUGUAUCUUAAGUUAAAAGUGAGAUUCACACAGAAUGAGUUGUAAGGCUAAAAGGGUGAAGAUCAUAUCUACUCUAUGACAUAUUUAUUGUGUAUCAAUUUUACUAUCCUUUUAAGAUAACAAUUCAUUAUAAAGUGUAUUUAAGUCGUCUUGUGAAGUGGCAGAUAUGGAAACGACUGAUAUCAUCACCACUUUGUCAGCUAAUGUAGAAUAUAUGUCUGUUGUUAUUUAAGGCUCAUGUGAGGCCUACAUCCUGAUCCGAGGGUAAUUUGAUGACAUUAUUCUUGUGUACUGUCAUGACAUCAGUCCUGUGUACUGUCGUACUCGCAUGACAUCGAUCCUGGGUACUACAAUGGCUUUGGUCAGGUAUAGUGAUGACAUCGUUCCUGUGUUCUGCAAUGGCGUUGGUCAGGUAUAGUGAUGACAUCGUUCCUAUGUUCUGCGAUGGAGUUGGUCUGGUAUAGUGAUGACAUCGAUCCUGGGUACUACAAUGGCUUUGGUCAGGUAAAGUGAUGACAUCGAUACUGGGUACUACAAUGGCUUUGGUCAGGUAUAGUGAUGACAUCGAUCCUGGGUACUACAAUGACUUUGGUCAGGUAUAGUGAUGACAUCGGUCCUGGGUACUACAAUGGCUUUGGUCAGGUAUAGUGAUGACAUCGAUCCUUGGUACAACAAUGGCUUUGGUCGGGUGUAGUGAUGACAUCGUUCCUGUGUACUACGAUGGCGUUGGGUAGGUGUAGUGAUGACAUCGUUCCUGUUUUCUGCGAUGGCGUUGGUCAGGUGUAGUGAUGAAAUCGGCCCUGUGUUCUACGAUGGCGUUGGUCAGCCGUAAUGAUUACAUUGGUCCUGUUCUCUGCAUUUGCGUUGGUCAGUUGUAGUGAUGAUAUUGGUACUCUGCUCUGCCAUGGCUUAGGUCAAGAAUAGUGGUGGCAUCGGUCAUGUGUUCUUCAAUUACGUAGGUCAAGUGUAGUUAUCACAUUGGUCCUGUGUUCUGUUAUGGUGUUAGUGCAGCGUACUAUAAUGGCAUUGGUCAUGAGAUAAAACUUGUCCCGGUUACAGUGGUGGCACUGAUAUGGUUAACAAUGAUGACAUUCUCACAUGUUCUGUGAAAACACCAGUUUUGGAAUGACAUUGGUAUCGGGUUUUGUGAAAGCAUUGAUACAAAACACUGUGACGACAUCUGUUCACCAGACUGCUGUACUGUUAUUAUACCGCUAUUAACUCGAACACACUUAAAGUUUUAAAAAGUUUUCAAAUUUCUUGAUAAACUAUCAAAUGAAAGGAGAACUGCAUACUCUUUUCAGCUUAAAAUGGCAUUAUUUUAUUUUAUUUUUGCUUGUACUGAUGAUGAAUGCAAUUAGUCUGAUAUUCGAAUUCAUUACAUUCAUUCCCCAUCAACAGUAACAUUUGAAAGUUCAGGCGACCUCCAUUCUGUUGAUUACUAUGUGUGUGUGGGCUUUGUAGUGAAUCAGUCACUGCAAUAAAUCAUCUCUUAUAUGUACCAAAUAGAACACUCAUGUUAAUUAAGAUAUUUUUGGUUCUGAAAAUAUAGUAAUUUCUGUUUUAGUAUCUGAUUCUUGAGAGUGAUUUACAUGCAUAGCUGUCCUUCUUCAACAUUUACAGUGUAUAUUUAAAUAUCUUAUUGAUCUGUAAACCCGGUUUCUAUUGCAUAUAUCCUUGAUCAUGUCAAACAGAACGAUGCAAUCCUCGAUAAACUGUGAUUGUAUAACCUAGCAGUGUGCCCUGAUAUAAUGUCAAUAGUUGUUUUCACAAAUGUGCUGUAUAAGGGGACACAGACUUCCAGAUGGUCACAUGAUCUGGGGUGUAGACUAGGGGUCGGGACCAGUUAUAAAGAUACGUAUCUGGAGCCGGCGCUGGUAAUUGAUUUCAACCAGUGUUACAUCAGUAGUGUCCCUGCCACUGAAUCAGAGAUUAGUUAUCACAACAAUUACUGCUAAUUCUACCGGCUUGAAAUUUUUAUAAACAUGUGUCAGACAAAUACGGAGAUAACACUUCUUUUGUGGCCUCAUCUGUGAUUAGUUUCACUUGUGCACUUUAAACAAACACCGUCCUUAUUGAUUAGUAAAUGAGAGAAAAAAGUAAGUUAUGAACACAUUAUUGACUGGAUUGAUGGUGAUGUGCAUGAUCAAAUGCACCAAGGAGACACCCGUCUGUUAAUGUUUGUGUCAUACUUGGCUGCUUCUCGUGUGGACUGAUAGAACGGCUGCCUUUGAUCAGUCGGGCAUGACUGGUGUACAAUUUUACAUGUCUCUGGUUUGAAUGGCUAUUUCAUUGGAACAGUAAUUGGACUGUACCGAUUUACUUUCAUCUUUUAGACAUGCACCAGUAGAGGAGCAGGAUUGAAGUUAAUACAAUUUACGUUUUAUUUGCUGUCGCUUUCUAGAUAUUUUAAAUUGUCACAUGUCCCUAGAUGACAAAGCUGGUGUAUGGUGUUUCAUGUGACACUCUAUUUUUUGUGUAUCCCUACUCCAACUGUUUGUGAUACUCUUGGCUGUGCUAUUUAUCCCUCUUCUUACUCCAACUGUCUGUGAUACUCGAGCCUUUGUCUAUCCUCUACCAACUCCAACCGUCUGUGAUACUCGAGCCUUUGUUUAUCCUCUACCAACUCCAACCGUCUGUGAUACUCGAG